AUGGCUCUGCCGGUCAUCAGAGUCCUAAAGGACUGCUCGUCCUUGGAGCAAACCGUACUUCCGUACCUGCCUCAACUCUACGAUCUCCCCCAGCAAUUACUUCAGUCAUGGAACAACCCUACAGAGUUGCAGAACAUAUACGUUGCUACGAAUCCUCUGAUAUCUGCGUUGGCGUUCUCGCUGUUUCUGGCGCCCUUGUUUCUGGUCAUCUCUGAGAUCAACAAGAAUUAUUCGCAGGUAGACAGGAUGUGGAGCAUACUUCCCACUAUUUACAAUGCUCACUAUUGCAUACAUGCACAUUUGAAUGGUUUAGAGACUCAGAGAUUGGAUAAUCUAGUUGCAUUCAGUACUGUGUGGAGUUUGAGAUUGACAUUCAAUUACUGGCGCAAAGGAGGGUAUAGUAUUGGAUCGGAAGAUUAUCGUUGGGAGGUAUUGAAGCAAAAGAUCAACCCAACGCUUUUCUUCAUAUUCAAUGUUCUAUUCAUUUCGCUGGCACAGAGUCUGCUGCUCUUCCUCAUCACAACACCGAGUUAUGUCUUACUCUUGACUACACGAUUGGGAGAAAAGAUGUCUACGGCGGAUACUGUCUUUGCAAGGGUUCUAAUGGGUCUGGUCCUCGUGGAAUUCUUCGCCGAUCAACAGCAGUGGAGUAAGACACCCCGCACACUUGGUUACCAGGAAGCCAAGAAGCAAUACCUGAAGACCGCAAAGGUCCCGCAUAAGUUUGAUCAGGAGGAUCUUGAUCGCGGUUUCGUUGUUUCAGGCCUGUGGUCUUUCAGCAGACACCCCAACUUCGCGGCAGAACAAGCUAUUUGGGUUGUUCUAUACCAAUGGGGAUGCUGGGACUCUGAAGUAUUAUAUAAUUGGACGUUCCUAGGGGCGCUGGGCUAUCUCUUCCUAUUCCAAGCCUCGACAUGGUUCACGGAAUUGAUCACCAGUGGAAAAUAUCCAGAAUACGCAGAGUACCAGAAGAGAGUCGGCAAAUUCCUGCCUUAUCUUACUUCUAGCCUACCAGGAGAUUUCAGCGAUCAGAAAGCAAAGCCAAAGGUUGAGAAGCCGGAGAAGAAGAAUAACGGUGCUGUGAAGCGAUAA
Messenger RNA from Mollisia scopiformis, 1092 nucleotides. RefSeq names its product DUF1295-domain-containing protein. Gene Ontology annotation, cellular component: membrane. The record is from RefSeq and is a predicted model, not a curated record. The transcript is spliced from 4 exons. NCBI's taxonomy places the organism in Eukaryota, Fungi, Ascomycota, Leotiomycetes, Helotiales, Mollisiaceae. The coding region runs from base 1 to 1092 and encodes 363 amino acids.